CUAGCCCAUGCAGUAUUGCAGUUUUCCCACCGUAGUUUAUACCUUGCUCCAGUGUUGUCAGUGACCGCUACUCACAUCUACCCCUUAUUUAACCAUGGCGCGGGCGUGCAUAACAGAGAGGCAGCAGUCGAGAUUCCUGACGAUCUGGUUGAUGGGACUGACGCUAGCCACGGUAGUAAACUUCUGGUCCCCGCGUAAUAACCGUCACCAAGGGGUGUUGCUGGAGGACUCCACACAGAAUCGGCAAAGCCAGUGUAACACUUCUGUGGCUGCCGCCGCCUCCACUGCCACCCUUAACAGCAUGGUGGAGGUGCUGUUGGAUGGGCCCAUGGAAGCGGAAGAUAGGCGCCUGGUGCAGUGGGUUAAGGAGGGGGGUGGGGGUCGCGUAUUCCCACCCUCCUCUCUGCAUUACAACAUCACCCUGGAGAACCCUGGAGGCUGGAGGGACACCAUCGUCUGGAAGUUUUACGUCAAAGUGAUCGAACAUUACUUCGGCAAAAAGGAGGGUGGGUUCUUUGUGGAGGCCGGUGCACUUGAUGGGGUCCUCCUCUCAGCAACGCUGAGGCUGGAGCAAGACUUGCACUGGUCAGGUCUUCUGGUAGAGCCCAGACCUGACAUGUUCCAGGAGCUGCUGUAUAAACACCGCAAGGCUCAUGCUGUCAGAUUCUGCCUCUCUGAGAAGCCUUAUCCUCACAAGACUAGUUUCUGGAUGAGCCCUGACUUCGUGAAGAGUAGUGUCGCCUUUAGUGCUGUCGCCAGUCAGCUCUAUGAAAAAGUUAAUGCUGAUCAGCGGGAGACAGGCUACGUAGUGAAUGUCCACUGCAUCCCUCUCUUCACACUUCUCACGGCACUUGGCAGACGUCACGUUGACCUCUUUGUUCUGGAUGUGGAGGGUGUUGAGUGGGGCGUCAUUGACCUCUUCCCAUUUGACCAGAUCACUAUUGAUAUGUUGGCAGUGGAGAGGAAGGACAAGGGUGAUAGAGACAGGGCUGCCUUCAUUCACCUGGUACAGUCAAAGGGUUUCACACUGGCCCACAGCUUGAAGGAGGACUUUAUCUUUAUCAGGAAUGCAGCUCACUUAGAUAUUGAUCCCAAUUUGAAAUAACUGCAAAUUGAUAUUCAACAACAUAACCAUAUCAUCCCCAUUAGACCUUACACUGAUAACUACAAGAACAGCUUCAUUCCAACCAACUUACAAAAAUCAUCCAUCAAUAAUAGAUAACUUGUAAAUUUCCUCCAUGUUUUUUCUCCUCUUUGUAUUGUACUGGAUAUGAACUGAUAGCUUUUGUUAAAUGACCCUCUCCCCCAUUUCACUAUACAGGUAUGUUAUGUAUAACUCUUAAGUCAUUUGUAUACAUUUAGCUGCUGUACUUUCUAAUAAACAUUUUUCCUAAGCCUUA
Molecule: messenger RNA, 1400 nt
Organism: Homarus americanus (American lobster)
Lineage: Eukaryota; Metazoa; Arthropoda; Malacostraca; Decapoda; Nephropidae
Exons: 7
Coding region: 95-1105 (336 amino acids)
Source: RefSeq, a predicted model, not a curated record